AUGCGCAACAAACGCCGAGUCUUCCUUUCGAUACAACAUCGCAAUUCUCUCUCUGUCGGAGAGAACAGGCAGCGGCUGGGCUAUGCCGCAUACCACUGGGGAAUUCUCAUUUGCCCCAAAAAGUCAAAGGCGUCAAGUUGCUAUUUUUUCGACGUGAGCGACGGAGUGCUCCUCGAAGAUUCACCGAACAGAGUCAAUCUUAACCCAGAAUUCAACUGGCUCUUUCGAGAGAAACAAAUCAGUGUUCCUACUACGAGUGCCCGUCUUCUCGGAAUGGUCAUGAUCGGAAAGGUCCCGAAUGAGGUGACCUGGGAGCAAAUCCGCGGUCUUCUCGCGGCGGUUCAAGUUCCUAAAAAUAAUGCUGUGCCGGAGCAAAACUGCGUCAGCUGGGCGAAAGCUGCGGUUUGCAAGCUUCAAGAGAAGGGUCUGACAGCUAAACAUAACCUCGACCUCGACUUGCUCAUGGACAGAUCGCUUGCUUUUGCGGAUGAACGCAUACGCAAUCCGGAGUCUACCCCCAUCAGCAUCGAUUUCAUUGAUUGA
This is a messenger RNA of Penicillium expansum, 543 nucleotides long. RefSeq lists its product as uncharacterized. The transcript has a single exon. The coding region runs from base 1 to 543 and encodes 180 amino acids. The record is from RefSeq and is a predicted model, not a curated record. Lineage: Eukaryota; Fungi; Ascomycota; Eurotiomycetes; Eurotiales; Aspergillaceae.